Molecule: messenger RNA, 6674 nt
Organism: Cuculus canorus (common cuckoo)
Lineage: Eukaryota; Metazoa; Chordata; Aves; Cuculiformes; Cuculidae
Gene: PRKAR2B
Product: protein kinase cAMP-dependent type II regulatory subunit beta
Exons: 11
Coding region: 212-1480 (422 amino acids)
Biological process (GO): regulation of protein phosphorylation
Cellular component (GO): cAMP-dependent protein kinase complex
Molecular function (GO): cAMP-dependent protein kinase regulator activity
Source: RefSeq, a predicted model, not a curated record
GCGGGGGCGGGGAGGCUUCGUGCGCGGAGGGGCCGGCGCUGCCGAGCGCGGGGCGAAGCGGAGCGAGCGCUGCCCCCGCCGCCCAGCCCGCCGGCCACCCGAGCGCCUACCGACCCGCGGCUCGCCUUCUUCCUCCUCCUCUCCCCCUGCCUCCCCUUCCCCUCUCCCUCCCCUUUCGCAGCCGGGCUGCGCCCCCCCGGCCGGCCCCGGCAUGAGCAUCUCCAUCCCGGCGGGGCUGACGGAGCUGCUGCAGGGCUUCACGGUGGAGGUGCUGCGGAGCCAGCCCGCAGACCUGCUGGAGUUCGCCCUCCAGUACUUCGGGCGCCUGAAGGAGGAGGAGGCGGCGGCGGCACCGGCGGAGAAGGAGGCGAGCGGCGGGCGCAGGGCGGGCUCGGGCCAUGGCAGGGGCAGCCAGCAGCCGCGCCGCGCCGCCCACGGCGUCAACUUCGCCGAGGAGCCCAUGCAGACCGACUCGGAGAGCGGCGAGGACGAGCAGCAGCCGCAGCAGCCGCAGCAGCAGCAGUUCCCGGCUCCAGUGAUAAAUCGAUUCACCAGACGGGCAUCAGUUUGUGCAGAAACUUACAAUCCAGAUGAGGAAGAGGACGACACAGAAUCUAGGAUUAUUCACCCUAAAACAGAUGAUCAAAGAAACAGACUGCAGGAGGCAUGCAAGGACAUUCUUCUUUUUAAGAACCUUGAUCCGGAACAGAUGUCUCAGGUGUUGGAUGCGAUGUUUGAAAAGCUGGUUGAAGGAGGGGAACAUGUCAUUGAUCAAGGGGAUGAUGGCGACAACUUCUAUGUCAUUGAUAGAGGUACAUACGAUAUUUAUGUAAAAUGUGAUGGCGUUGGGAGGUGUGUUGGAACCUACGAUAACCGAGGAAGUUUUGGCGAGUUGGCCUUAAUGUACAAUACACCCAGAGCAGCUACAAUUAUAGCUACCUCUCCUGGUGCCAUCUGGGGUUUGGACAGGGUAACAUUCCGAAGAAUCAUUGUAAAAAAUAAUGCCAAAAAGAGAAGAAUGUAUGAAAGUUUUAUUGAGUCAUUGCCAUUCCUUAAAUCUUUAGAAGUAUCUGAGCGUUUAAAAGUGGUUGAUGUGAUUGGCACCAAAGUGUACAAAGAUGGAGAACAAAUAAUUGCUCAGGGUGACUCGGCUGAUUCUUUCUUCAUUGUGGAAUCGGGAGAAGUAAGGAUUAUAAUGACAAGGAAGGGUAAACAAGAUGUAGAAGAGAAUGGAGCAGUUGAAAUAGCGCGAUGCUCAAGAGGACAGUAUUUUGGAGAACUUGCUCUUGUAACUAACAAACCACGAGCCGCUUCUGCAUUUGCUCUUGGCACUGUCAAAUGUUUAGUUAUGGAUGUGCAGGCAUUUGAAAGGCUCUUGGGACCUUGUAUGGAAAUUCUGAAAAGAAACAUUGCAAACUAUGAGGAACAGCUAGUUGCUCUGUUUGGAACAAACAUGGACAUUGCUGAUCCCAGUGCAUGAACUAAACAUUGGAGCAACAAGAUCUGUUAUGGAAUAUAGCACAGUAGUGGUUAGUCCACUGAGAAAUUGUCUCUUUUCCUAUAGAUGCCAAGCAUUUUCUGUGAUUUUAAGACUGGGUUUGGGGGUAUUUUGUUUUGACUUAUUACAGUGGAAAUACUAGUAAACAAAUUAGGAAUCCAGUAAAUUGUGGGCUUGAUUUUUAAAAGUGCAUAGCACUGAUGGUUCCAGCUGGCAUCAAGAAGACCCACAGUAGCACAGCACCUUUGAAAAUGAAGUCCUUUAACACAGCAUUUCCUUAAAGAGUAGAUUUCAAAAAAAAACCCACAUGAUGAACUUAAACCAGCUUCUGCUCUUUGAAAAGGUUGCAACUUUUCUGGAAAGACUGUUAGUUUGAAUGUGGUAUGUUGAAAGUAUUAGUGCACACAAAGUGUUUAUAUGUAUUAAUACAGAAGAUAUACAGUAGAUAUUACUUUCAGACUAUUACAGUUGUCAUGAUUUUAUGUUGCAUUUAUCACAGAAGUAAUGAAUCACAAGACUAAUUGUAAGAUAAAGCAUGAUAAUGCAUUUUGUGUAACACUCAUGACCCAAAUCUGAUUUUUAACAUUUUGUAAUUUGGUUUAAAGUCCUCAUUGUUUAAUAUGUCAUGUUUCAGCACGAAACUGUAAUAUCUUAUGCAAUUUAGAGGACUUGUAUAUUUUUGCAAUAAACUGCAUUUUUUUAUUAGUUACAUGUAUUCUGUACAGUCCAGAGUGAGGACAACCGACAAAUUGACCUUAGUACUUUAAAAGCAAAGGUAUAGGUCAUUGUCAUGUUCUGCCUAAUCAUACAAAACCUGUAUUGUUUUCCUUCUCCCUUGUUUUAUAUUUAUGCAUUUUGUCUUCUCUAGGCUUGUUCUGUAGUUAAUUUUUUUUUAGAUCUCACCUUUUUUAUCUGUUAAAUCUUUUACCUAUUUCAAAUGAAAUGAUCUCUGUAUAUCUCUCUUCUUGCAGUCUAAUCUUAGCUAUCGAAGACCAGAUUCAAUUACUGAAGUGAUUGAUGUCAAAAGCCAUGCUAAACUAAGCUUGUACUUGAAAAAUCCUUAUCAGGAAGUACAAAAAUAUUUUUAAUUUGACAGAUCAAUACUUUAAAAGCUUUGAACAAGCGUGGAAAGUACGUCAUCGUCCGAACUAACUUGUCCUGCUUUCAGAAACCUGUAGGUCAUCAUAAAAUAGUAUCUCUUUAGCCGCAAUAGCAUGGGAUACCUCCUGAGACUGAGAAGAGAGAAUAACAUCUUAAUUGGGAGCACAAGGCUCAUUGCUUACCGGGGUCUGUGACUGGAAAUUUCAGGCACAGCCCAAUUUUAGUGCUGCUUACUGGCCUAUCUGUUGAUUUACGUGGAAAGCUAGUGCACAUAAUGGUAAUUGGCAGUAGUUCUGCCACAAUGAGACUACAAGAACUGCCAGAUACUGUCUGAUACUACAAGGAAAGGCUGCUUGUGUCCUGUCUCAAACACCUGAAUUAUAACAUCUUUCCUUCUUCGAUAAUGACUUUUCUAAUGCCACAUAUUUGUGUAUGUUGAUGUAAUAAUUAUCCUAUAUUUAGUGAUAUGUUCUGACAAUUUAUAUAAUCAUACCUGUAUAUGAAAUUAUGAUUAUAUAAUAUGAUAACAAUACAUAAUUUAUAUCAUACAGGAUGGUAUAAAUUAUAAAUCAGAUUCCUACAAAAAUACAAUCUGAGCAAAAUUUACAGAUGUCUUUUUUUUUACCUAGAAACUUGGUAUGAAUAAUUGCACAUAUGAUAACUUGCCUUUGUACUUUUGAUUUGUGGAAAAAAAAGAGAAGCCUGUUAUACUAGAAGGAAAUAUCAGGUAACCAAAAUCUACACUCUUGUCAUUCUGUAUGCUUAAUCUCUAAAAGCUAUCUAUAUUUUGCACUAGCUUGAUGUGAUUAAGAAAAAUGCUAUAAAUUACUUGUAUGGCAGCAAACCACAACCAAGGCCAUAAAUGCCAGUCAUGAUAUUUUCAAUAUUGUUGGUUAUAUUUAAAGUUUCCUUACAAUAAACAACACUUUUAUAUAUAAAAAUCUAAGUCUGUUGAUAUUGUCGUGUUUUAAUUCCAUUAUCAUAUAGUCACAAAUGACCUAUUUAUAUUAAUUUAUUAAAACAUUCAUAAUUCUUAACACUUUCAUGUGAUUUUCAUAAAUGAUGGUAUGAGGAUCAUCUGUCUACUCAGAAUAGAUGACAUGCUGGUUCGGUAAUUGUCAUAGCUACUCUUGAUGGUUUGCUUGUAAUUUUUUUAGGUGGGAAAAAGCUGUGGAGUGAUAAAUUUAAGAUAAUUAGAGACUUCGGAUUUUCUGAGUCUCAAAGUACAGUUUCAUGUUGCAGCAGUUUUAUUGUGUUGCUCUUGGGAACUAGUAUUCUGGAAUUUUCUUUGUUGGUGAAUUAUGGGGAGGUAACUAACAGCAAUAAACUAUCACUUUGAAAGUUUCGUCCAAAUCAUUAUAUCCUUCAUAGAAUCAUAGAAUAGUUUGGGUUCGAAGGGACCUCGAAGAUCAUCUAGUUCUAACACCCCUGCCAUGGGCAGGGACACUUCCCACCAGACCAGGCUGCCAAAGGUCCCAUCCAACCUGGCCUUGAACACCUCCAGGGAUAGGGCAUUCACAGCUUCCCUGGGCAACCUGUGCCAGUGUCUCACCACUCUCAUGGUGAAGAAAUUCUUCUUUACGUCUAGUCUAAAUCUGGCCCUCUCCAGUUUAUACCCAUUGCCCCUCAUCCUAUACCUACAAGCCUUUGUGAACAGUCCCUCCCCAGCUUUCCUGUAGCCCCUUUCAGGUACUGGAAGAUGACUAUAAUAUCUCCUCGGAGUCUUCUCCAGGCUGAACAGCCUCAACUCUCUCAGCCUGUCCUCAUACAGAAGGUGCUCCAGCCCUCUGAUCAUCCUUGUAGCCCUCCUCUGGACCUGUUCCAACAGUUCCAUAUCCUUCUUAUGUUGAGGAUUCCAGAAUUGGACACAAUACUCCAGAUGAGGUAUGAUAGGAUUUGGGAUGUCCUCUGAAUCCAUUCAUAUGUACCCUUUCAACACGCCCAUUUUCAUGUCACAAAUGUCGCAAGUGUUCAUGGUAGAAAGCAAAUCAUAUCUAGUCACUGAUUUGUAAUCACCUUUUAAAACAAGUUAAAUAGUUCUAAUGAUUUUAAACAAUACUAUGUCAGGCUUACCUUAUAAGAAUGUCUGUGUUCAUACUUAGAUUACCUGAUGCUUCUGUUAUUUAAGAUUUUCAUCAUUCUUGUUUGUAGUCAGGUCACGAAAGGAACAGGACUUUGGCAGUUACUUGGCGUGUACAUGUUAGUUUCUUUACUCUCGCCCCAACUUCACCAGCGGUUUAUAAUUCUGCAGAAGAUUUAAUUGAAUUUGGCAGAUGGCAAAGUCUUAAAGAUGAAAAAAUAAAUAAAUAAAUGCUCCAAUGAAUUUGAAAAUAUACCCCACUGAGUGAGGAGAGAAAAGCCUGAGAGACAUCCUGUACGAGAAGGGCAUUCCUGAGCUCACGUUACUAAGCAAAAGAGAUUCCACAUGGCAGCAAAUGUUUACAAAUGCUUCAACCAUGGGAAAAAAAAUCAACCGCAGCCCUCAGUCAAUCACAAGACACAAACCUUGAGGAAAGCAGGCUUCCUUGGUCCUCAUGCUGAUGCCAUCGCUUUUUAAAUGUCAUUUGUUUGAUCUUCAUGACAUUUCAUUCAAAUUCAUCUGGAAGAAACCCUUCUGAAAUAAUUCCCUUCUGGAUCUCCUGCUUGAGGUCAGGAAGUGACUGAUUGUGGAAGUUCCGGCGUAAAGCAGUGAAGAGCAUUGUGAAACCAUCUACAGCCAAAAACACUGCCACUCAUCUUUUUUCCUCAUUUUGUCUUUUGUAUUUAGUAAAGACUGUCCUGGUCCUUGCUGGAAUGGCGGGUUUGGAUUUGGUGGGCUUGUUCUGCUUUGUUUUAAAUGUUUGGUGCUUUAAGCUUUCUGUAAUGUGAUUCUGGGAUCAGGUACAUCAUGAUUUCUGUCAUUUUGUAGUUUAUGACACACUUUCCAUGCCAAGUGUUAUUGUUUCUCAAUAUCAAGAUUUACCAGAUGUGCAAAAUCAAUAUCUGCUGGUCAUCCUACACAGACCUGGCACAUCAGAUUCCUAGUCCUCUUUUUUAAGAUGCUUGCUGCAUAUGAUAGCUUUUGCUAAACAAAGUGUUCUGCUGAAAGUCAGUUUGCUACAGCAUGGACGUUCUUACACACUCUUGCUAAAGUCUUUAUGCUAGUUCAAAGCUCUUUUUAUCCAUACAUACAUGUGAUGAUUAUAGGUGUGUGGGGUUUUUUUGGAGUUUCUAAGAUACUUUCCUGUGUCUGUAGUCCUCAAAUAAGUAUUAUUGUAGUUUUCUAUGGGAGGCAUUGCCUCUUUGGAUGCUGAAUAUGUAUAGAUCUGUGCUGUUGACUGUCUUAGAAAAUUCAGAAUCAUUUACAAAUAAUUCUGAGAGUUGGAUUACCUUUGGAUAUAUACCAAGACUGUUUCCAAGUUCUUAAUCUACUUUUUGGCUCAGAGAUGCUUAACAGGCUGGACACCCUCUCUUCGUGGACCAAAGGGGAUCUGGAUAGUUUUCUUCAGGCUUUUAAUAUCCUAGAAAGAUUACAUUUUAACAUUAUCUCUUCCUUCACCCCAUUUCUUUCUUUCACUCUAAAUUAUCUUUAUUCUGACAGCCAGAUGGACAGCCAGUGACAGUAGGAGUAUGUAAGGCAAGUGGAGUGACUGGCUGGGUCCGUAGUUGGAUGCUGUUGGGAAUUAGGCUGCAUGCAGGAAUAAUAGCUAAGUAUGGAAAUGGGGAUGGAUGUGGGGAGUAAUGGACCUGGGUGCUUCCCCCCACUCUGUAGAAACAUUUUAUAUUAAUGAAGGCCAAGAUGCCCUUGAAGGACCAUGAACAGUGCAGUAAGAAACAACGGAUAGCAACAGUAAGCUAUGGCUGUAUGCCCAGAAGCUGAGAGGGAGGUGUAAGUUAGAAAAGUAGAAAUCAUGAUAACUUAUGGGAAGAGUAUGUAAAAUAUGCAAAGCUAAUUAAGCAAGUAACUGUCUGAUCUAGACACGUGGACAGUAGCAACUAACAAAUAGUAGUAUAAACUUAUACGCGUGAACAGUUGUUUGUAACCAAUCAAUUGAUGCCAAGUUUUAGAUGCAACAUAACACUGCGUAUAUGAGGA